GACACCUCAGCCGAGUUUCUGCAGGCGAACUUCCGGGAGUUCUUUACCAGCUACAACAGCCUUCUACAGGAAGGUGAUUAUGUGACCAAGCGUCAGGCUCUCAAGCUCUUGAGCGACCUCCUGCUCGGUCGAAAGUUCAUGAGGAUAAUGAUGCUCUACAUCGGGGACGACUCCUACCUGCAAAUUCAUAUGAACCUGCUACGGGACGACUCCAAGACCAUUCAGCUGGAGGCCUUCCACAUCUUCAAGAUCUUCGUGGCAAAUCCGAACAGACCACCGAGAGUGCACACAAUUCUAUUCAAAAACAAGGAGCGGCUCAUCACUUUGCUGCACGAGUUGACCCCACACCGGCCCGAAGACAAGCAGUUUUUGGAGGACAUGAAGACUGUCCUAAACAAGUUGGAG
Symbiodinium sp. CCMP2456 is the source of this 405-nucleotide messenger RNA. NCBI's taxonomy places the organism in Eukaryota, Dinophyceae, Suessiales, Symbiodiniaceae. The record is from the annotation of a GenBank genome assembly.